Molecule: messenger RNA, 1820 nt
Organism: Carassius carassius (crucian carp)
Lineage: Eukaryota; Metazoa; Chordata; Actinopteri; Cypriniformes; Cyprinidae
Product: C-C chemokine receptor type 2-like
Exons: 2
Coding region: 81-1103 (340 amino acids)
Biological process (GO): chemotaxis; immune response; G protein-coupled receptor signaling pathway
Cellular component (GO): membrane
Molecular function (GO): chemokine receptor activity
Source: RefSeq, a predicted model, not a curated record
UCACGGUCAAUGUUUUGGCCUGUUCUUCAGGAAGUGGACGACUUUGAGGAAUUUCCUGUUUGCUUUAAGUUUUAAGACUAAUGGGUCACACAGAGAGAGUUUUUCCAGAUUCAGGAAUCAUGACCGAGGGCACGGGGACAGCAGCUGACUACGGUGACUACUAUAACUAUGUAGCAUCAAAUUUAUCAUGCAGUGAUGGCAGCACAACGGUCUUCGGUGGGGUUGUCCUGGCCAUCCUGUACAGCACAGUUUUCAUCGUUGGUUUGCUGGGAAACGCUGUGGUCCUGUGUGUGCUGAUCAGACACCGUCACAGAUGCAGUCUGACAGACGUGUGUCUCCUCAGUCUGGCCGUGUCUGACCUGCUCUUUCUCGCCUCACUCCCGGUUUGGGCUCACAGUGCUGUGCACGAAUGGGUUCUUGGCUCAUUCAUGUGUCACAUCAUAACCGCUCUCUUCAUGAUGGGUCUGUACAGCAGCGUCUUCUUCAUGGUCCUCAUGACACUGGAUCGCUACGUCAUCAUCGUCUACAAACACAGCAUCUGUUCCAGAAAACAGCCUGCAAAAAUGGCUCUGAGUUUAUUUGUAUGGAUGCUCAGCCUGUUUGCGUCCCUUCCUGAUAUUGUUUUUGCCAAAGUGAAAGUGGACACAAGCACCAAAGCAUCCUGCGGAUCUGAAUUUCCUGAAGGUGCAGCCUGGAUGUCGUUUACGUACCUGAACGUCCUGAGCUUGAUUCUGCCUCUGAUCAUCAUGAGCUUCUGCUUUUGCCGGAUCCUCAGCAGUAAAUCAGAAGAAAAGCACAGCAUCGUCACACUCCUGCUGGCUGUGCUGGCCGUUAAUUUCCUCUUCUGGACUCCAUACAACAUCGUCACGUUCCUCAGGUUCCUGCAGACGAAGCACUUCAUGGUUUCUUGUGAGUGGUCUAAUGGUCUGAGUCUUGCCAAGCAGUGGGUGGAAGCGAUCGCAUUAAGCCACUGCUGUCUCAAUCCCAUCAUCUACAGCUGUGUGGGACAGAAGUUUAGAAGAGCAGUGCUCACGGUCCUGAAGAACUCUCCACAGUCACCUGAGAGCGCAUCUUCUGAGUAUUCCUCCUCACUGAUCACAUAGAGACCAAACCCUGUCCUCCAGAGAGAGACUCAUACUCUUUCAGAAGCAGAAGUUCAGUCUCUUAUAUUGCAUGCCCAUCGCUCAUAUUUUAGAUUUGCAAAUGAUACACAUAAUAGUUCUGAAAGGAAUGAUUUCAUCAGCAUUUUUACAUAAACUCAAAGUGUAAAAAAAAAAUUGUUUUAAAGAAAUACAUUAAGCCUAUAUUCUGAAUAUUGCUUUUAAGAUUUUUAUUCUAAAGCUGAGUUUAAUCAAAUAAAUGAGUCAUUAAAAGCCAUUGUCCUGGUGAUUUUACUCUCUCAGAAGAAGGAAAGCUUAGAGAAGCUCUCACUGGGAUGGUAAGCGAACACCGUCCUUUCAAGUGUACAUAUUAGUAUGUGUGUACCUUUGUUUUAUGUUCAGAUUAAUAUGCAGGUGAAAAACAACUCUUUCUCUGUUACAUUACCUCAAAACUAUUGAUAGAUUGGCAAACCCUUGAGAUUUUAUAUGACAACAUCAUAUGAACACAUUGUCCUUUCUGCCUCAUUUUUAAAGUAAGAGCGAUGCAGUCAUUUGUAACUAGUGCAUUCAAGGCUUCUUGUGUCAUUCACUUCUAGUUAUUUUAGAUGUAAAAAACUGUAUGUUAUGCUGCUUGAUAUUGAAAACGUAUUGGUUAUCAGAUUAUUUCAAGGGUUAUAUAAUGUGAUAUAAUCAUAAGCACUGGUUUGUGGCUCAAAUAGU